Messenger RNA from Guyanagaster necrorhizus, 2961 nucleotides. RefSeq lists its product as uncharacterized. Gene Ontology annotation, biological process: siRNA processing. Bases 1 to 2961 code for a protein of 986 amino acids. The transcript has 10 exons. The record is from RefSeq and is a predicted model, not a curated record. Gene Ontology annotation, molecular function: RNA-directed RNA polymerase activity. Gene Ontology annotation, cellular component: nuclear RNA-directed RNA polymerase complex. NCBI's taxonomy places the organism in Eukaryota, Fungi, Basidiomycota, Agaricomycetes, Agaricales, Physalacriaceae.
AUGUCGAACUCACAUGCAGAGAGGUUGACGCCUACCAGUUCCUUUAUACACCGUUUAUUUGAUCGUGAGGUUAAACUGCCUACCAAUAUCGUUGCACACAAUCCAGCAGUCCAAAAAUUGUUCGAUGAUAAAGAGAUCUCAUGGGGUGUUCAGUGGGAAUUGGCGCGCGGAGUGUCGACCAACUCCUGGACAUGGGAUGAUGUCAAGGACAAGCUCGUCUCGUCGGAUUCACUCCGUGGCUCGGAGGAAGACAUCCUGUUCAAAGUUGCUGUGAUUAUGAAGAACCGACCUAUUUCUGCUGCUGAACUGGAAUACAAAAUUGGGAAGCAGCUCUGGCUCGAGCAGUUGGCACUCAUGGAAAACCAAGGUUACGGUCUCGGCCCUAUGAAAGACUUCCAGAAAGAGACCCAAUGGUACGGCGGACGAGUCCAGCAGAUCGGCCAUCUCAUCCCCGACUCCAAGAAUAAGUUCAGAGUCGAAUUGCAGCCACUGGAGAUGUGCAAGUCAACGCGCUUUGCGCGCUUUUUGGGCUCUCGUCGGAUGUUACAGAUUCGCAUAGCUGAUAAUCUCUUGAUGCACGCGGAAAAGGACAUCAGGGAAUUCUUGGCUCAAAAAUUUGUCAUCUGCGGACGUGUCUUUGUUCCGUGGGUGCCAAAGGAAGGGUCUCUUUAUCUCGUUGAAGGCAAUGAAGAUUUCGAACGGGCGAACCAGAAAUGGUGCGGAGAUCAAUAUCGUUUGUCAUAUCCUGCUAUUUUGGAAUGGCACAACCCUGCAGCGCUGAAUUCGGAGCAGCCAAUUGCAAAAUAUGUUACGAGGAAUACACUCGGAUUGUCUACUUCGAUUCCUGGCUUGGUUUUUGAGGAGGAAAAUAUCUUGGAGAUCGCGGACGAAACGAUAGCCACCUCCGACUGGAAUGGCGAGGGAAAACCUUCCGCAGAACAGCUCAUGACCGAUGGAUGCGGCUUUAUCAACGAAUCCGCCCUCAGAAGCAUAACUAAGCUGCUUGGGCUUUCUGUCAUGCCGACGGCUGUUCAAGGUCGUAUCGCCGGCAGCAAGGGACUAUGGACACGCCAUCCCAGCAACUUCGAUGAAGAGCAUAAAAUCUGGAUCCGACCUUCUCAGAAAAAGAUCAAUUAUGAGCAGCUCGAUUACUGUCACCGCAUCCUUGAUAUUGUCAGCGUUGGGAACCCAUCGGCAAGUAGCACGCUCUCUUCUCAGAGCAUUCUCAACCUGUCCUUCAAUGGCGUACCCGACGCUGUUCUGACCGAGCUACUAAAGGAGGGACUAGAAAGGACUGUGGACACUCUCACAGAGAAGAAGGGCAGGUUAUCUGAUGUCGGUCUUUGGACGGCUGUGAACCAAGCCGGUGGUGUGAGCGCUGCAAGGAUGCAGAGGCUUGCUGGAGGUCUCGCUCGGGUUUUGGGUUAUACCCGACGUGAAUGGCAUGAGGCUGUUAUUUACGACGACAAGAAGGUUCCUGAUGAUGAGGAACAAUCACUGCCCAUUUGUACGGGUCGGAACGAGUAUAGUGGUGCACCCUUGUCUCUUCAUGAGCUUGCUCUUGAUCUCAUUCAAGCGGGCUUUACUCCUUCAAAGUCCAAUUUCUUGUGGGGGAAGAUGAGGUACAUUAUUGACCAGUCAAUCAAGUCGGCGACAGAAGGGUUUCGUAUUCCGCUUCCUGAUGGAAAAUCUGCGGAGGCCUUCGUCAUUCCCGACCCGACAGGCCUUCUGCGCAACAGGGAGAUAUUCUAUUAUUCUUCAAAGGCGAUCAUGGAUAAAGAGACCAAUAAGGAAUUCAACAUCUUGGAGGGCGAUGUCUUGAUCGGAAGAUACCCACUGAGGCUUGCAUCCGAUAUUCAGAAGGCGAUGGGUGUCCGCGCUGUCAACAUACGGGAACUGCACGAAUACAAGAAUGUGAUAGUCGUUUCUGUUCAAGGGCCACGGAGUCUUAUGACACUUCUCAGUGGUGGAGACGUUUGCUUCCUACUGUGGUUGGCCUCGCUUGUCGAAGGGUUUCAGAGCAAGCUAUUGCGUCGUCAGCCAAAGGAUUUCAUGCAAACGCAUUUCGAACGAGACAUUCAGUCCGUCGCGCAAUUUCAGGAAUGCGUUGAAAAACGUGAACGCACCCAAUUAUGCUUUGUGAACAUCCUAAUGACUGGCCUCACAAAUGGGAGGGUUGGUUUGUAUUCGAAGUUCCACGACAACUCUGUCAAAAAGUAUGGGUAUGACAGCGAACAGUCGAUCCUGCUUUCCUAUAUGUUCAAUACCUUACUUGACGCAGGUAAAACCGGCCAUCGAUUACGACAUGAAUCCUAUAUCGACCACAACGCCAAGUUCGGGAGGCCAGUUUCCCAAACCUCCGAUGGUCGUCCUUUUAUUCUGGAUGUACUGGAGGAUGUUGGAAAAUCAUUAAGGGACAAGAUUCUGCAGGAGUAUCAGCAGCAACAGGUUCCCAGCGGAUCAGACGUCAAUCUUUCUAAGCCGCUGCAAGACAUCCAGAGGCGCAUUGUUGCAGCUACCGAGCAUCAAACUGCGUGCGAGUUCCUUGAAAAAGAGCUGGAACUAAUCAAAAACCAUGUCCGUCAAGCCCAUUCUGAGUAUCGAAUGAUCAAGUGGCCUUCGGCCUCGUCAUUCUGUGUCGGAAAGAGAAACAAGGCGAAAGAAGGAGAGGAUCCUGCACGUAGGGUUGCGGCCUUGUACGCGUCUGAAGUUCCUGGGAUCUUCCUCAUGUCGGCUAGAGAGGUCGCAUGGGUCAAGGCUUCAUUUGCGUAUAAGGAGAUGUCUAAGUACAACGAGAAUUUUGCGUUUAAAGUGGCGUUCAAGGACCUUUGUGCUAUCAAGGCACACGAGUCGUCGGAUGGGGCUGCGGCUGUGACGAGAGCUUUGGAUGAGAUGAAGUCGAUUUCCACUGCUGCUCGUAGGCUUGUCGCGGCUGAUUUGGAGUUGCAGUGUGUAUUAUAG